Molecule: messenger RNA, 792 nt
Organism: Durotheca rogersii
Lineage: Eukaryota; Fungi; Ascomycota; Sordariomycetes; Xylariales; Xylariaceae
Exons: 2
Coding region: 246-476 (76 amino acids)
Source: RefSeq, a predicted model, not a curated record
GGGGUGGAGAGGCAGAGGUAUGUACUAUCUGUACAGGCGAGUAUACCGCGAUCCCCGCGGCGCCUAAGGCGGGCUAAGCCUACCGCCUACUACCUACCCACCUACCUAGGUACCUAACCUCGCGCGUACGAAGCAUACCUACAGGCCGCGAGCGAGGCGCGGCGAGGCGAGACGAGGCAAGACGAGACGGACCCGGCGCGCAGAGCAGAGCAGAGCAGAGCAGAGCUCAGAGGUUCCAGAUACCCAUGGAGUCGCAGUCGCCCCCGCUAGCACAACAGGUACGACGACAGCCAGCUGCCCGCCCUCGAGCUGCUCUCCUCUUAUCAUCUCUCUUCCCCCCUACAGUCGCAGCCGAGUUAUGCCUGCCCCCCCCUCCCCCCUCCUCUUCAAGUGACGAUGACGACGAUGAGGUUCCCGCUCGGCUCGGGGCUUCCCGUGCCCCUUGCCGCGUGGGCACUUACCCGCCACCCCUGUAGUGCCGCUCCCUAGCUGGUCAAGUACCUACCUAACCUACCUAUCUCUGGUGUAAGGGGUCGUAUAGAUACCUACCCGUAGAUUAGGUAGGUUAGAUAUAUAGAUCAAGACAUAUAGAUACAACAGCUAUGUGCAUGCAACGUCGCCUGGGAUGUGCGAGGCCAAAGUUAUAUAGAGAGAGAGAACACGAGAACAUGCCGGGCGUUCGUCAGCCCCGAAAGCGAGCGCGCGGCGAGGUAAAAAGAGCGUCGGGUCGUAGCUAGUUCAAGUAAUUCACCUAGGCAGGUAAGUGGUAUUGGCCGGCCUGUUCGGUGCAGG